AGCCAUGGAGUAGGUAUUAAGCCAACCUUUAGAUGAGCUGCCUACAAGUAAAUGAACAAGAACUUUAACUUUUCUCCUGCAGUAUGAAUUAAACUGAGUAGGUAGAGGUACGUGUGCUCCCAUUUUCAUUUGCCUGUUCUCUCAUUCUUGGUACGGUGGCUAUUUCGUAUGGUUUUGUGUUUGUGUUGGAAUACAUACUUAGCAAGUUCGUAUGUUUCUGGAGUAUAUCCUUGGAAUGAAAAUGAGUGGAGUUUUAUCCAGAGCUGAUGCUGAAACGAUGGCCGAGCCCAAACCCAAGGUUGAAACUGAUCUUGAUAUAGCCAAAUGUUGUGAAAUUACUCUUAGUAAAGAAGAAAACUGCAAUGCAAAAGAAAACUUGAAAGGAUUUCUACCACUGAUCGUCGUAGCCCAAUUUCUGGGCUUAUUACCGAUAUUAUUCAUCAUUUAUUGGGCCUUUUCUCGAGCUGGAGGAAUGGUGCACUGUGUAUUGAAGAUGUCCAAUUUGCACAUAAUUUUGUCCAGCAUCAGUUUCGUAUAUUUGAUGGGAAAUUCCAUUCUCACCUUUCGAAUACUUCGUAACUGGCCGAAAAAUACCCUAAAAAUGAUUCACGCCCUGAUUGGAGGGCUCAACUGUAUAUUAACAAUAGUCAGCGUUUGGGCUGCUUUCAAUUUUCACGCCAGAGCUGGUUCUGCUGAUUUAUACUCCGUGCAUAGUUGGAUUGGAAUGAUCACCCUGAUUAUGUACAUUACUCAGGUUGUUGCUGGCUUUUACUCGUUUUUGUAUCCGGGUAUUUCAGCUCCUAAGCGGACAGUGUUGAUGCCUUACCAUAGAUUCGCUGGUCAAGCCUUGCUGGCUUUGAGUGUACUGGCUGCGGUUACGGGGAUUAAUGAAAAGGCUAUUUUCAUGUUAGGAAAAUGCUACGAAGAAAAAGCAUUGGAGGGAAUUCUACUCAACUUGUCGAGUGUUCUAUUUACUCUUUUUGCCAUCGUUGUGAUAUAUACGGCGUCCAGUAUGGAAUAUAAAAGGUAUCCACGUCUGGAAGAUGAUUUAUCCAGCCCGAUUAAAGUGAAUGAUUCAUUUGAUGAUAUCAAGAUUUAAGCUGCUCGAGUAAUUUGUAACAUGGCUUGAAGGAUACGAUAUCCUAAUGUUGCAUUCAAUUAAUUGACGAAAGUAACCAAUAAAUGUUUUCAUUUCUGCAUUUUA
Messenger RNA from Planococcus citri (citrus mealybug), 1204 nucleotides. Its product is annotated as transmembrane ascorbate-dependent reductase CYB561-like. Gene Ontology annotation, molecular function: oxidoreductase activity. NCBI's taxonomy places the organism in Eukaryota, Metazoa, Arthropoda, Insecta, Hemiptera, Pseudococcidae. The record is from RefSeq and is a predicted model, not a curated record. Bases 212 to 1099 code for a protein of 295 amino acids. The transcript is spliced from 5 exons.